Nematocida homosporus is the source of this 1188-nucleotide messenger RNA. RefSeq lists its product as uncharacterized. NCBI's taxonomy places the organism in Eukaryota, Fungi, Microsporidia. The transcript has a single exon. The annotation marks the transcript as partial. The record is from RefSeq and is a predicted model, not a curated record.
AUGCAUUUAAGGAGCAAGCGACUAAUUCCCAAUUCACUUAUUAUUGUCUUGCAGGCCUGCGGGGUCUUAGCAAGUACUGGUCUUUCCUCUUCUUCUGUUGGUAGCAGCAGUAUGAUGAGUGGUGGUAGCAGUAGUAGCAGUAUGAGUGGAAGUAUGAGUGGAAGUAGUAGUGGCAUGAUGACGGGCGGUAGUUCGGGCAUGAUAGGUGGUGGUGCUGGUAUGUUUGGGCCUGGACCAGUGAUAGGUGGUGGCGGUGAUAUCUACUCCCAACUAGCUGGUAUGGGCAUUAAUAGUAACAGUAUAAUGACGCUCUGUAACUGCUUGCCCGAUCCAGUGUGCAAGUCCCGUGAUAAGAACUUUGAGCAGCUGGUUAAGCUCAUUGCUAGUAUUCGGGAACUCAUGCUGGUAGGUGGUAGUCCUUCUCAGUGCAGUGGAAGUUGGAACCUUCCUCCUCAUAUUCUUAACAAUGGAGGUACUGAGUGCUUGGAUUUAUGGCUCAAAACCAUCAACCCCUUUGCAGUUCUGUCUCAGACUGCUGGCAGUGGUCAAACGGGCGCAAACUUCAAUGUCUGCAAUGAAUUCCAUAACGCUUUGAGUAACUUGCUAAGCAUGAAAUUAUCAGGUACUUACUCUGUUCUGGAGGAGUAUCUUAAUGGUCGGGCUGGCCUUAGUUCAUCAUCUGGAUGUAUGGGUGGUGGUAGUAUGUUUGGUCCAGGACCAGCAAUGGGCGGAUGCGGCUCUGAUGGGUUUAGCGUACCCAGUAUGGUCGGAUUUGGAGGAUUUAAUGGUCGGAUGACGGGCGGUCUAGGUGAUAGUAUUGGUUGCGGUGCCACUCCCUACGGUAUGGGAGUUGGUCUUUGGGGGACUAAUUUAGGACUACCGACCAAUCUUGGCAUAGAUGUCGCGCAAAGUAAUGCCUUAGGAUCAUGUCUUUUCAAUGACGUACUUUCUCAUCAGAACUGUGGUGGUGCUAUUGGUGGUGGCGCUAUUGGUGGCGGCGCUGCAGGAUGUGGUGGUAUGAUUGGCGGUGGUCUUGGUGGUAUGACUGGGCCUGGUCCUAUGAUUGGUGGUGGUCUUGGUGGUAUGGCCGGACCUGGUCCUAUGAUUGGUGGUGGUCUUGGUGGUAUGACGGGACCUGGUCCUAUAAUCGGUGGUUCUGGAUCUUCUAGUGCCCUGUGUGGUAGUUUA